AUGAAUUCCAGAGCCUGCUACGCAUUUGAAGACAUUCUUAACAAUGAAACAAUGCAUAUAUUUUUGGAGGGAUGCGUUGUUAUCCUGCUAACUAUUUGCUAUCUUUUGGUGACCCUCACAUUACUGAUCGCCUUGCAUAUGGUACGGAGGAAACGGAAGACUUUGGCGGCUGGGAAAUCCGACAACACCUCAUUUCUAGUUAUCAUGAUGGCUGUCUCUUUCUUCAUCUCCGAACUCCUAUACUCCACACUUUUUAUUCUUGGCAACCGUGACGACCCGAUUUCGAGUUCUAAGUUAUUCCAACUAGGAAUCAUGCUGGAAUACGUGGCAAAAAUACUGUUGACAUUCAACUCAAUAUUUCAUUGUUUCAUCUGUUUCUUCUUAUCCACUCAGUAUCGAACAGUGGUUCAGAGGAUGUUGUGUUUGGAGAAGAAGAAUAAGAUGAGCUUCGACAAUUCUGUCACAAUCUCCGGCUACCUACUCGAGUACAAUCGUACUCAAUUCGUGGUAUUCGACACGGAACAACAUCGAUUGAAGCGAGGCCGUAUCUCCUAUGAUGGGGAUAUUCAAUUGACACUUGGAAAGUUCUACUCAUUCAAUCAUGGAAAGACUCCCGAGACAUGUCAAAGAGCGUCUGACACAAAUAUUGAGUUCUGGUCUAGCCGCCGCAAUCAGGGGCAAAUGUGUGCGCGGACAUGGGCGGUGGCUCCUGGAGAUGACGUGCCACUAGAGACUCGAGAUGAGUAUAAGGGAAAGGUGUGGUCCCCGUGGCUAGGACUUCUUAACGAUCCAAAUGGAAUGUUCGAGAAGAAAUUCGGAAAAGGAGGAUAUGGAACGAUCUUUGUCCGUUACGUAAAUCGAGAGAAUGAAGUUUUUGAGAUUGAUCACGUCAAUGACAGGAAAUACGAUUUUGUUUUUGAAAAACCAGCGCCUUGGAGCAAAUCGAGUGGUACAGAAAUGGAAACAAUCAUCCCAUCAGGUCGCAAUAUGUACAUCGACGCUCCAGGACAUCUUUCUGGCUUUUUAAUGGAGUAUAAUGCCACUCACGCCAUGGUAUUCAGUACAAAAGACCGACUUUUAAAACGCGGUCUUAUUACUCAUGACCCGACGAUUCGUCUGGAACUUGCAGCUCGUUAUUAUUUCGACCAUCUUAAGCCGCCCAACAGAAGGGAACUACCGUACAAUGCACGUUUCCAGUUUUUCGCAGCAGGGCGCCCAAACCCAACAGUGUACGCACGCUCAUGGGCUGUUAGUCCGGGGGAGAAUCUUCCAGUGGAGGUCCGUGAGAAGUACAAAGGAAAAGUGUGGGCUCCUUACCUUGGACUGAUCAACGACAAAAAUGGAAUGUUCGAAAGGAGAUUCGGAAAAGGUGGAAGGGGUUCGAUCCGGGUACUCUAUGUCAACCGCCCUGAUGAAGUAUUUGAGCUCGACCACGUCGACAACGUUGAAUACGAUUACUGGGCGCCUGACCGACCAGCGCCAUGGAACCAACCCAAUGUCUCUAUGUAUUACGAUGAGUUUCCAAGUCGAGAUACUUUAGCUAGCAAUGGCGAUUGUGCCAGAUUCGCCCUUUGCGUCCGUGAAGUGGCAGACAACUUGGCCUACGAUGGGAGCACAGAUGGCUCCACAGCGACAUGUUCCCUAUUGGUCAGCUCACGAUAUGGAGUGAUUCGGAGUCUGUAUGUUGCAGAGAUGGGAUGUUGGUACCAGCACUCAAUUCGAAAACGCACACGUCGCAGUAACGACCCAGAUGAGAAUCCGAAUUAUAAUGUUCAUAUGAACUUUACUGCUUCCAAAAUAAUGAAAAUCCAACCUCCGCUACCCACUGAAGUGGUUGAUGGUGGGAAAGAUGUGGAGGUCACCACGAAGUUUGUCUUUGAACAUGAUCACUUCGAAAAAGAAUGGAGUCGUGGACUCAGUGAUUGGAAGGAAAGAAUGGAAGGUGUCCCACCCAAGGUGUUCUUUUAUAAUGUCUACUUGGAAAAAGUCAGAAUUUCACACUACUCGGCUAUUCAUAUCAUUAAGCUUGUGGAGAACCUGCGAAAGGAUUGUUAUGAAAGAAUGAAGACGGACCCGAUCAAUGUAAUUGUCAAGGUUCGACUCCUCAAAAACUUCUUGGAGAUGUGCAUGAAGCAUCCAGACAACGAGCUCUAUGUGGUUAAAACGGUGGUCGAUGUGGAGUACGUGGAUUGA
This is a messenger RNA of Caenorhabditis remanei, 2193 nucleotides long. RefSeq lists its product as uncharacterized. The coding region runs from base 1 to 2193 and encodes 730 amino acids. The transcript has 14 exons. The record is from RefSeq and is a predicted model, not a curated record. Lineage: Eukaryota; Metazoa; Nematoda; Chromadorea; Rhabditida; Rhabditidae. Gene Ontology annotation, molecular function: G protein-coupled peptide receptor activity.